AAAUAUUUGAGGAUAGCUAUAGCGGUGUAUCGAACACUAUCGAACACACGGCGUGACUGUACGAAUGUGUUUCUCAACCUAUAAAGUAACAAACAAUACUUGACUGCCAAGGCAUAUGUUGGAUUCGGCAAAAUGGUUUUGCUGGAAAACGAUUUGUUUCUAGUGGAGCUGACACGUCUUUUUGAUAAAUCUCGUAUAUCUGGUUCUGUAGUGCUCACUAUCAAAAGAUUUAAUGGACACAAUAAACCGACACCUAGGAAAGGUAAACCUCCCUUACCAACGCCAAACGAAUUUCUUUGUUUAGUAAGAGCUAGUUUAAGGUCCAAAAAAAUUUCUACCAUUAUUCAUUCCAAGGAUGUAAAUAAAUUUCAGCAAGCGUAUUGGAAUCUAUUGAAAUCGAACAUCAACGGUCUUAAGAAAUUAAAGAAAAUAAAAUCUGCGAAGCCUAAAGUCCAUUGACAUAGUAAUAUAAAUUAACGCUUAUCUGUAAUAUGUUAUUAUUAACACUUUUGUAUAAUGUGAAAUACGUUUCCUUUAAUGUACAAC
Messenger RNA from Colletes gigas, 546 nucleotides. It is a transcript of the gene Srp14, whose product is annotated as signal recognition particle 14 kDa protein. The transcript is spliced from 4 exons. The record is from RefSeq and is a predicted model, not a curated record. Lineage: Eukaryota; Metazoa; Arthropoda; Insecta; Hymenoptera; Colletidae. Gene Ontology annotation, cellular component: signal recognition particle, endoplasmic reticulum targeting. Gene Ontology annotation, molecular function: 7S RNA binding; endoplasmic reticulum signal sequence receptor activity. The coding region runs from base 133 to 459 and encodes 108 amino acids. Gene Ontology annotation, biological process: SRP-dependent cotranslational protein targeting to membrane.